CCUCUUAUUUGGCGUAAGUGUGUGUGUGUGUGUGGAGGAGGCUUGAUGGAUCGUAACGUGUUGUCCUUCGUGCUGUUCGGUGUGCUGGUGUGGCUGGUGGUGGCGGUGUACCUGCUGCUGUGCGUCUACCUGCUCUGUUCUCUCUGCUGCGGACGCCACCGCCGCCGGGAGCUCGACCCCGAGAGUUCAGAGGUCACCGGGGCAGAGGUCGUGGACAUCCUGCUGUGACCCCAAGACCAAGCUCAAUCACAAUCUGCCUCAUCAUCUCGGAUUACUUCAAAUUCAGAAUGUCUGUUUGGGAUGACUUGGAUCUUCUCCUGGACUCUCCGUCUUCCUUGACUGUUACGUCUACAACAAGGGGGACCAUCAAGGACAAAGCGGGUUUCAAUGCCAGUGAAGACGCGACAGCCCUGAGGGGGGCCAUGGAGGGCAUUGGAACUACUGAGAAAACGUUGAUUGAUAUCUUGACGCAGCGGAGCAAUGCUCAGCGGCAGCUCAUCACGAAGGCCUACGAGGAGGCUUAUGAAGGAAGGACUCUUGUUGGGGAUCUGAAAGGGGACACCAGUGGGGAUUUUGAGGAUGCUCUGGUUGCCUUGGUUACCCACCCUGCCAAGUUCGACUGUCACGAGUUCAUCAAAGCCACAAAAGGACUUGGGACAACUGAUAGUGCUUUGAUAGAAAUGUUUGCUUGCAAGUCGAGCAGGCAAAUUAAGUCCAUGUGCGAGGCUUACCUGGAAGAGACAGGCCGAUCGCUGGCACAUGAUCUGAAGGCAGAGGUGUCUGGUGACUAUGGUAAAACUCUACUCACCCUUGUGGAGGCGAAGCGGGAUGAGAGUACACAUGUAGAUGCUGCCAAAGCUAAAGCGGAUGCCCAGGCCCUGUAUGAGGCAGGGGAGAAGAAAUGGGGCACGGACGAGAGCAUGUUCAUCGACAUCCUGUGCCACAGAAGUGUCCCUCAGCUCAGGCAGAUCCUGGUGGAGUACAAGAGCAUCAGUGGGAAGACGCUGCAGGAGAGCAUUGAGAGUGAGAUGUCGGGCAAACUAGAGGAGCUGCUGGUCGCUAUUGUGAAAUGUGUGAAAAGUGUACCAGCAUUCCUGGCCGAGAGACUCUACAAAAGCAUGAAGGGCCUGGGUACCACUGAGUCCACGUUGACCAGGAUAAUAGUGGGGCGCUCAGAGGUCGACCUGCUGGACAUCCGGACCGAGUACAAAAAGCUGUUUGGCUGCUCUCUCUACUUGGCCAUAGAGUCGGACGUCGGUGGCAGUUACGGAGACUGCCUGAAGAUGAUCUGUGGCGCUGAUGACUAACCUCACCCCCCAAACGCCGCCUCCAAACCCCGCCUCCUCACAGGAGGAUGUGGCCUGCUCUGCUUCCUGUGCUGUUUUGCGACCGCAAUGCCAUCAAUCUCACCACAGACACUGCCACCAUAUUAAGGCUCAGCUCCCAAAUCUUCACUUGCUCACUAUGUAGAUAGAGAGUGAAACAGUACAACUCGUAUCCUCUGUAAUAAAACAUGUAUUAUAAUACAAUAUAAACGUAAUAUAAAUGUAUUAUAAUAUGAUAUAAAUGUUCACUUGUAGGGAGUGAAACAGUACAACUAAUGACCUAUGUAGUAUAAAAUGGAGCAACUCCAUGAUCUGUCUAGGGUGCAAGCCAAUCUUUGUCCUCUUGUCCUUUCCUGUGGCCUUUAACCUUGUAACGUGAUGCUUGACAUCAUAGAUGACAGAAUUGUUUUAUUCAAUGUCUUGCAAAAACUGUAAUUCAAAGGUUAUUCUUUCAUUCACAACCAAAAUCUUGAUUGAGAUAAAAUCCCCAAAAAGUCACAUUACUGGUUGACAUCAGUUAAUCUUUAUUGCUUUCUCCUCUGAGGCUAGGCGACAUUGAAGCAAGAGGCCAUAGGCCACAGGAAAGGAUGGUAUGACAAAGAAUGACUUGAACCCAUAGUGACCUACUGUAUGUGGUGAAUGAGACAAGUGAACAUUUCGGAUACGGCCUGCAUUUCAGACACGUACACGUAUGGCCUGAAUCUGAUCUGACCGUGUGCCAGAUGAUGGAUGCCAAUGAGAUGCCAUUUCCUCUUAUUUUGUUUGUUUGUGUUUU
Engraulis encrasicolus (European anchovy) is the source of this 2100-nucleotide messenger RNA. It is a transcript of the gene anxa3b, whose product is annotated as annexin A3b. Gene Ontology annotation, cellular component: cytoplasm. The record is from RefSeq and is a predicted model, not a curated record. Lineage: Eukaryota; Metazoa; Chordata; Actinopteri; Clupeiformes; Engraulidae. The transcript has 14 exons. Gene Ontology annotation, molecular function: calcium ion binding; phospholipase inhibitor activity; calcium-dependent phospholipid binding. Bases 288 to 1307 code for a protein of 339 amino acids.